CUGAGAUGUGUGCAAGGUUAAAGCUAGCUACUUAGUUCAUAUAUCAGCUUAAUUUGGUGUCUCUCAGUACGUGCUCUAGCUAUAUUUGCAUAGGGUGGAACUAUGGCUAAGAAGCUGUCCUCCGAGUUGGCCAUCGAAGAGCUCAAGAAAGUUGUCAGAGAAAAGGAAGAGUUGGAGGAUGUGGCGGUGGAGAAGAUCGACAAGCUAAUAGCUGAGCUGCAGGGAAUCCAUCUGAAUCCAAUAGAUCCAGCUGUUCAGAGGAUCAUCAUGGGCUUCACCUACUUCAAGUUCAACAUAUUCGACAAGAACCCAGAACUGUUCAAGAAACUUGCCGAGGGCCAAAGCCCCCAGUUUCUGGUGUUUGCUUGCUCAGACUCACGAGUGAGUCCGGAUGUUAUCCUAAACUUCAAACCAGGAGAAGCUUUCAUGGUCCGCAACAUUGCUAACAUGGUCCCUCCUUUCGAUCAGCUGAGGUACAGCGGAGUUGGUGCAAUCCUUGAGUAUGGCAUCACAGCACUUAAGAUACCCAACAUUCUGGUGAUUGGGCACAGCAGGUGUGGAGGAAUCAAAAGGCUUAUGGAACAUCCAGAGGAUAACUCUGCUCCCUUUGACUUCAUAGAUGAGUGGGUGAAAAUCGGCUUGCCCGCAAAAUUUAAGGUGAAGAGCGAACACGAUCCCGGCAAUACAAGCUUUGACGAGCUAUGCGAAAUGUGUGAGAAGGAAUCGGUGAAGAACUCGUUGGUGAACCUGCAGACAUAUCCGUAUGUGCAGAGAGGAAUGAGGAAGAAGGAGCUGGGACUGUACGGAGGGUACUAUGACUUCGUGAAAGGAGAGUUCAAGCUGUGGAAGUACGAAGCUCAGAUGACAGAAGCCAUUACGCUGCCAAUUGUUCCAGUUCCGCCUAUCAGUCCGCCGCUCGAGAUCCCUGAUUUUGGCCCUCUAGCACCUUCCAAGUGAUGACCCAUCCAUGACCAUCAUGCUUGCUUUUCUCUCUUCCUUAUUUCAUAUUUACAUCCUCCCUCUUGUCUUGUGCUUUAAUUUUUUAAUUUCCUCGCAUUUUACUCUCUUCCUCUCUAUGUUAUCAGGUCUUGCUAAAUAAAUGUGUGCCUUGCCUUUC
Prosopis cineraria is the source of this 1117-nucleotide messenger RNA. Its product is annotated as carbonic anhydrase 2-like. The record is from RefSeq and is a predicted model, not a curated record. Gene Ontology annotation, molecular function: carbonate dehydratase activity; zinc ion binding. Bases 103 to 957 code for a protein of 284 amino acids. Gene Ontology annotation, biological process: carbon utilization. The transcript is spliced from 9 exons. NCBI's taxonomy places the organism in Eukaryota, Viridiplantae, Streptophyta, Magnoliopsida, Fabales, Fabaceae.